This is a messenger RNA of Hibiscus syriacus, 1683 nucleotides long. RefSeq names its product mitochondrial carrier protein MTM1-like. The record is from RefSeq and is a predicted model, not a curated record. The coding region runs from base 172 to 1404 and encodes 410 amino acids. The transcript is spliced from 10 exons. Lineage: Eukaryota; Viridiplantae; Streptophyta; Magnoliopsida; Malvales; Malvaceae. Gene Ontology annotation, biological process: mitochondrial transmembrane transport.
UUUCCUCCUCCCCAAAGAAAUUGGAAAGGCCAUUCAAUUUUUGUUUGCUAAAAAAGUCAAAAAAAAAUGCUCUGAUAUUAGGCUAUUUGAGAAUCAAACCGUCGUUUGAUUCUGUUUUCACACUCUUUAAUUGAUUUUUUUUUUCAUACAGAGGAGAAUAAAGCAAUAGAGAUGGCGGAGACAGAGCAACGAACGCAGAUUCGGAUGAGUUCAGAGCGAUCUUCACGAGUUGAAAUCAACGGCCACGAUUUGUCGAUCACGGAAACAAUGAUAACGGACAUAGGUGGGAGUGAAGUUGGUGCUCCCGAGGAUCGGCAAGAUAAUAAUACUUCCGAUUCGAAUCUAGGGAUCGGAGAGCGUGCUUUCUCUGCUGCCGGUGCUGCUGUUUUAUCCGCCAUCAUAGUUAAUCCGCUCGAUGUUGUCAAGACAAGAUUGCAAGCUCAGGCAGCAGGAGUGCAUUAUUCGCAUCCCCUAAGUAAUCUUAUAGGUCGAAUGGCAUAUUUUGGACCAAACACGAUGUUUUCUGAUUUGAAAUGUUCGCCUUCGUGUACUCGUGCCGGAGUCUAUGGAACUGUAUCGAUUUGUCCUCCUGAUUGUUUUCAGUACAGAGGAACAUUAGAUGUCUUCAACAAGAUAAUACGACAGGAGGGAUUUGCUAGGUUGUGGAGAGGGACAAAUGCUGGUCUUGCUUUGGCUGUACCGACAGUGGGAAUCUAUUUACCUUGCUAUGACAUAUUCCGUAACUGGAUGGAGGGUUUUGCAGAACAAUAUACGCCUCCUGCAAUACCAUAUGCCCCUUUGGUUGCUGGCUCUUUGGCAAGGUCAUUAGCUUGUGCGACAUGUUACCCUAUAGAACUUGCUAGAACACGCAUGCAGGCAUUUAAAGAUACUGGAAAGAAGCCACCUGGAGUUUUUAGUACCCUUCUAGGAGUCUUGUCUGAUGUCAAGGGCAGAAACCCUCAGAGCAGUUUACAAGGGUAUCGCGUCUUAUGGACAGGCAUGGGAGCACAACUUGCUCGUGAUGUUCCUUUCUCUGGAAUUUGUUGGUCAACCCUUGAGCCUAUCAGGAGAAAACUUCUUGGUUUGGUGGGGGAAGAAUCUGAUGUAUUUACUGUCCUUGGGGCAAAUUUUUCGGCUGGGUUUUUGGCUGGAAGCCUUGCUGCUGCUGCUACCUGUCCUCUAGAUGUUGCUAAAACUCGAAGGCAGAUAGAGAAGGACCCUGUCAGGGCAUGGCGAAUGACCACUAGGCAGACACUGAUGGAAGUUUGGAGGGAUGGAGGAAUGAAGGGACUUUUUACAGGAGUGGGUCCUCGUGUGGGCCGUGCUGGCCCUUCGGUUGGGAUUGUGGUUUCGUUUUAUGAAGUAGUGAAGCAUGCUCUACAUCACCAUUAUGCAAGUUCAUGACCUACAAGAGCAGCAGCUGAUAUCGCCUUUUUGGUCUACUAAACGAACGUUUGCUUUGCUCGGGAUGUUGAUGUGGAUAAGGGUAAAGUAUAAUAUAUGGUGAUAAUAUGCAAAUUUUGGCGGUGUAGAUCCGUUUCAUAUAGGUCUCAAGGUUUUAACUUCUAAUGUUUGAUCAUACAUACCAUAGGUUGUCGGAAAUAACAAGCGGUUUGGUCGCCGUAAAUCCUCGUCCAAGUCUUCAAACUCACAUAGGUAGCACAUAUGCUUCUCAUUUCUUAC